Messenger RNA from Myripristis murdjan (pinecone soldierfish), 1760 nucleotides. RefSeq names its product prostaglandin E2 receptor EP1 subtype-like. Gene Ontology annotation, biological process: positive regulation of cytosolic calcium ion concentration; inflammatory response; adenylate cyclase-activating G protein-coupled receptor signaling pathway. Gene Ontology annotation, cellular component: plasma membrane. NCBI's taxonomy places the organism in Eukaryota, Metazoa, Chordata, Actinopteri, Holocentriformes, Holocentridae. The record is from RefSeq and is a predicted model, not a curated record. The transcript has 3 exons. Bases 370 to 1515 code for a protein of 381 amino acids. Gene Ontology annotation, molecular function: thromboxane receptor activity; prostaglandin E receptor activity.
UGACACGCAGAGGCAACGCAAACUGGGCUCAGCUGCGGCAUAUAAAGCGGACAAGGCGCAGACAAAGUGGAAGAGGACGAGCUUGUACAGUCUUGUAGGGAGGCUGCCUGUUCUCAGAGCAAUUAGUGAGUGCCAAGAGUUGUGCACAGCAGCAACAUGAGGAAACGAGGAGCGUCCACCUAGAGCAUUUGACUUCAGUGCAAGAAGAGCUCAAGAGGAACUCAUGAAAGCUGGAUUCAUAUCUGUUUUAAUUAUCGUGUAAUAUGACUGAUUUGCCCAAAUCUGACAUUGCCUAAUCUCCAUGGACGUCAUAUUUCAUAAGCACCCCCUCACCCAGAGGAACCUCAUGAGGCCCAGAGCCCAGCGGUGAUGCUGGCAAUGCAGCACAACAACUGCUCAGGCAUCGUCGCCCCCACGCCCCUAUUGAACCAGACCAGAGGGGAGGUGACUGGGGUCGAGGCACAGAGGAACAAUGCCACUUUCUGUCUGCCCAGCAAUCCCACAGCUGCUGGUCUCUCCAUGACAUUGGGCAUCCUAUCCAAUGUGGUUGCCCUCAUUAUUUUGGCCAAGGCUUAUAACCGCUUCCGUCGGCGCUCCAAGGCCACUUUCCUCCUCUUCGCUAGCUCCCUGGUCGCCACCGACCUUGCUGGACAUGUCAUCCCCGGAGCCCUGGUGUUAAGGCUGUACUCAGCGGGCACUGGGCCCACUGUUGCUGAUCCUGACUCGGACUCUCUAGAUUAUCCUGAUGUCCCUUGUCUGUUUCUGGGGGGCAGCAUGGUGUUCUUUGGCCUGUGCCCGCUCUUCCUGGGCUGUGGCAUGGCUGCAGAGCGCUGCCUGGGCGUCACCAAGCCCCUGCUCCACGCUCAGUUAGUGACCACGGCACGGACUAAGAUGGCACUGGCCCUCAUCUGGCUGGUGGCGUUAUGUGUGGCCGUCCUGCCCUUCUUUAGCCUGGGCGCGUACACGUACCAGUACCCUUGGACCUGGUGCUUCAUCAGGGUGUUAGGGCACACCAAAGGGACAGACCUGGCCUUCGUGAUUCUGUUCUCUGGCCUGGGUUUGACCUGUCUGGCUGUGGCCUUUGUGUGCAACACCAUCAGCGGCAUCACGCUGGUGAGAGCCAGGCUGCGGAAGAGGUCCUGCUCACACCGCCGCUUGGCCAAGUCCCAUGACAUUGAGAUGGUGGUCCAGCUGGUUGGGAUCAUGGUCAGCUCUUGCAUCUGCUGGAGCCCCCUGCUGAUCUUUGGACUGAUGUCAGUGAUACGGUCCUACAGUGGCUCCCUGGACAAUGAUAAAGACACCUAUAGGAUGCUGAUGGUGACUGGCGUGAGGCUGGCGUCCUGGAACCAGAUCCUGGACCCCUGGGUGUACAUCCUGCUACGCCGCGCAAUCCUCAAGAAGAUCUACCGCAUCACCAAAAAGCGAGCCAGCUUCAAGGGAAGCACAUUCCGCUCUAUCCGCUGGGACAUGAGCUCCUUUCAGAGCUCAGAGAAAAACACUGUCAAUCAGAUUUAAGGGAAAGAGGACACAAAGGAGGAAAAGGGAUAUGUCAUCUGUCACUCUGAAGGGACGCUCAGUCACUUGCCAGCCUUAUCAGUGGGAUCAGAAAUAAAUCAUGCCGACUAUGGUUUGGAUCAGAAAGCACUGGUAAAAGGUCAUAUAUAAAUAAGGUUGUGUUUUUUUUCCUCUUGGCUUGUGGGAAUGACAGUCAUCCUGAUUUGUGUGAAUAUGAAGUAUUUAGAAUUGUAAUCAGUGUUUUU